GGCUCGUACCUGGCCUUCUGAACCUGGGAAACACGUGUUUCAUGAACUCUUUGCUGCAAGGCUUGUCCUCCUGCCCGUCUUUCAUCAAGUGGCUGGAGGAAUUCACAGCACAGUACAAGACAGAGCAGAGCCAGUCCACUGAGCACCAGUACCUGUCAGUCACCUUGCUGCGUCUCUUAAGAGCUUUAUCCUGUCAAGAGGCAGCAGAAGAUGAUGUGCUGGAUGCAAGCUGCCUGCUAGAAGUUCUGAGAAUGUACAGGUGGCAGAUCUCCUCCUUCGAAGAGCAGGAUGCUCAUGAACUAUUUCACGUCCUUACCUCUUCACUAGAAGACGAACGGGAUCGUCAGCCCCGUGUGACACAUUUGUUCGAUGUGCACUCGCUGGAGCAGCCAGAAAUAACCCAAAAGCAAAUAAGCUGCAGAACAAGAGGAUCUCUUCCCCUUGUGUCAAAUCACUGGAAAUCUCCACAUCCUUUUCAUGGAAGGCUCACCAGCAACAUGGUUUGCAAACACUGUGAACACCAGAGUCCUGUGAGGUACGAUACCUUUGACAGUCUCUCACUGAGCAUUCCAGCAACUGUGUGGGGUCGUCCCAUGACGCUGGACCACUGCCUCCACCACUUCAUCUCCUCGGAAUCUGUGAAGGAUGUUGUGUGUGACAACUGCACUAAAAUUCAGGCAGAAGGGAUUCUGAAUGGACAGAGCAUAGAAAACCAGAGAACAACAUUUGUUAAGCAAUUGAAGUUGGGAAAGCUCCCUCAGUGUUUGUGUAUCCAUCUGCAAAGACUGAGCUGGUCAAACCAAGGCACUCCUCUGAAGCGUCAUGAACACGUGCAGUUCAAUGAGUUCCUGAUCAUGGACAUCUACAAAUACCACGUUCCUGUUCACAAGUCCAGCCAGACUGAGCUGAAUCAGAAAAGCUCUGAAGAGACAGCACCUGGAACGAAGGAUGGGAUAGCAGUGAAACCUGCAGGUGCAGAAAAACCAUCAGGCACUAAACCACACUUUGUGAAUGGUGCCUGCCCCUCUUCAUUUUUAAUGUCCUCUGGAACUUUUCCACUUGCUGCAUUCCCAGAAUGCAGCUCCCCCGUGUACCUUUACCGCCUGAUGGCAGUGGUGGUUCACCACGGCGACAUGCACUCGGGACACUUUGUGACCUACCGCCGCUCCCCGCCUUCCCCCCGCAGCCCGUUUGCUGUCAGCAGCCAGUGGCUGUGGAUCUCAGACGACACCGUCCGCAAAGCCAGCCUGCAGGAGGUCCUCUCCUGUAGCGCCUACCUGCUGUUCUAUGAGCGUGUUCACUCCAGGGUACAGCACCACAGCCUGGAGUCAAAGGCUGAAGAGUGA
Molecule: messenger RNA, 1346 nt
Organism: Nestor notabilis (Kea)
Lineage: Eukaryota; Metazoa; Chordata; Aves; Psittaciformes; Psittacidae
Gene: USP30
Product: ubiquitin specific peptidase 30
Exons: 11
Biological process (GO): protein deubiquitination
Cellular component (GO): nucleus; cytosol
Molecular function (GO): cysteine-type endopeptidase activity; cysteine-type deubiquitinase activity
Source: RefSeq, a predicted model, not a curated record